UCUCGCCUUUUACACCGGAAGUACACAAGAUAACCGGCCAACUUGGACGUGGCGAAAAACAAAUGUACAAGAAUGCUUACAUCUAGGCAUAUAUGUAAAUGAAUAUUUCAAUAAUCUAAACAAAACAAAAAGAAGGAAAACAGCGAUAUAAAAAUAACAAGGCAGCGAUUGAAGGUUGAUUGACAAUUGUAAAAAUGACAGAUUUAGGAGAGAGUUCAGCACCUUCUGCGCCUGGGGCUGUUAAACAAUUUUUCAGACGAGUAGGAGAGACGAAACAAAACCUUCUAGACAAGGCUACACCAUACACAACUUUUAGAUGGGUCUUUACACUUGUUGUAUUUUUAGCAUAUGGACUUCGAGUUUACUAUUUACAGGGUUGGUAUAUUGUCACAUAUGCCUUGGGGAUUUAUUUGUUAAAUCAAUUCAUAGCAUUUUUAACUCCUAAAGUGGACCCAGCCUUUCAGGAACAAGAUGAUGAUGAGGAUGGGCCUUCACUUCCAACAAAAGCCAAUGAAGAAUUCAGGCCUUUUAUGAGAAGGUUACCUGAAUUUAAGUUCUGGUAUAGUACAACUAAAGCCAUCGUCAUUGCAAUGAUAUGCACAUUUUUUGAAGCCCUGAAUAUUCCAGUGUUCUGGCCAAUUUUAGUCAUGUAUUUCAUCAUUUUGUUUAUGAUAACCAUGAAACGACAAAUAAAGCAUAUGAUUAAGUACCGUUAUAUACCAUUUUCUCAUGGAAAGAAAAGAUACCAAGGCAAAGAGGACACAGGAAAAGUGAUACACGUAGCAGCAGAGCCGUCGUUAUCCAUACCACAAUUGCAGCAGUAGUUGUGAGAUGUAUAGUGAUAUAUGUUUCAUUCUCUGAUGUUUGAUGGGUGCUAUUGUGGAAAGGGUUUGAAGGACAGCAACUGUGCAAAUGACCAUCAAUUAUGUUUAGGACCUCUAAGAUAAUAAAUAAAACCAUCUCUUAUAAUUAGAGAGACAGACUCAUAAAUCAUGUUUAAUUUGUGUUCAAUUUCCGUUAUGCCUUCUAGGCAUAGACACAUUCAUCGGAGUGAGGUUUAUAAAUAAAACAGAUACAAAAUACAA
Messenger RNA from Saccostrea echinata, 1085 nucleotides. RefSeq names its product protein RER1-like. Gene Ontology annotation, cellular component: Golgi membrane. Lineage: Eukaryota; Metazoa; Mollusca; Bivalvia; Ostreida; Ostreidae. The transcript is spliced from 8 exons. Gene Ontology annotation, biological process: retrograde vesicle-mediated transport, Golgi to endoplasmic reticulum; protein retention in ER lumen. Bases 195 to 824 code for a protein of 209 amino acids. The record is from RefSeq and is a predicted model, not a curated record.